CCAUCAAUCAAUUCUCAAACCUCCAGCCCCCAACUCACCGAGAACUGACUUUAAACUGAGAGUUAAUCCAAGAGCCGCUCCCGAUUAAACUGGGUAAACUCGAGCCAGAGACAGUCGGAGCUGCCAAAUCUUGGGACAGCUAUAUGCCGGGAAGACCUCCGCACACGUUUACAACAUUCCAGAAAGAGAGGAAAAAAAUCCCAGUGACGGGAAGGGUGUGUGUGAGGCCAGUUAGACAGAACUCUGUUCGCCACAGAGACUGCAGAUCCAGCCUUUCAACAGCUUGUUCAUUUCACCGCGUCAGUUUCACACUCUCUUCCGUCCUCUUCCAGAUCACUUCCACUCUCUCUCCUCUUCCAGAUCAUUUCCACUCUCUCUCUCCUCUUCCAGAUCACUUCCUCUCUGUCUCUCUCUCCUCCUGGUCAGUUUCACGGCCUCUCUCUCCUCUUCCAGAUCACUUCCACUCUCUCUCCUCUUCCCGAUCACUUCCAUUCUCUCUCUCUCCUCCAGAUCCGUUUCACACUCUCUCCCUUCUCUUUUAGGUCACUUCCACACUCUCUCUCUCUCCUCCAGGUCAGUUUCACUCUCUCUCUCUCUACCUCCUCCCAAUCCCCGUGCAGGUCGGUUCUCACGAUGAGUACCCCCCUGCUCCCCGGCCUGUGUGUCCUGUUCUCUCUGGUUCUCUGUGAGCCGGGCCCCCUCUCCGAUGUUCUUGUUGACAGAUACUUCAUCCCGGCCGAGUGCUCCCGGCAGGUUCAAAGCGGAGACUUCAUCCGUUACCACUACAACGGCACCUUCGCGGAUGGCAAGAAAUUCGAUUCAAGCUAUGACCACAGCAAUACCUUCAAUGUUGAAGUAGGAAAGGGUCGCCUCAUCCCAGGAAUGGAUAAAGCUGUCCUUGGAAUGUGUGUCAAUGAAAGGCGACGUAUUGUCAUUCCCCCCCACCUUGGAUAUGGCAGCCAAGGAGUCGACAAUGUCAUCCCUCCGGAUACCACUCUGUACUUCGAUAUCAUUCUCCAUGAUAUCUGGAACCAUAAUGACAAGGUGCAAACAAAGACUUUGCACAGACCCACUGUUUGCAACCGCACAGUACAGAGCUCCGACUACGUCCGAUAUCAUUACAAUGGCACUCUGCUCAAUGGGACACUCUUUGAUUCAAGUCACAAUCGCAUGAGUACGUACGACACCUAUGUGGGUAUUGGCUGGUUGAUCAAGGGGAUGGAUGAAGGGCUCCUGGGAAUGUGUGUAGGAGAGAGAAGAAUUAUCAUCAUCCCUCCAUUCCUGGCCUACGGAGAGACUGGGUAUGGCAGUGACAUUCCCCCACAGGCCAGUUUGGUAUUUGAUACUCUGCUGCUGGAUCUCCACAACCAGAAUGACACAGUCUCCAUAGAGAAGCUGGUUGUCCCAGAACCCUGCACUCGGCAAAUCGAGACUGGAGACUUCAUCCGCUAUCACUACAAUGGCAGUCUGUUGGAUGGAACCUUCUUCGACUCUAGGACAACAGAGCGAUGGAAGGGUUUAUCAAGAGAAUUUGAGAACUGGGGGCCUAGGCAGCCGAAGGCAUUGGCACCAAUGGCAGAGAAAUUAAAAUUGGAAGCACAAGAAGCCAAUAAGAUUCCACCCUCCGCUGUGCUGGUCUUUGAUGUUCACAUCAUCGAUUUCCACAAUCCAAAGGAUAAAGUGCAAAUCCAACCUUACUUCAAGCCAGAUGCCUGUAACAGGACAUCACAGAUCAAUGACUAUGUGACUUAUCACUACAAUGCUUCUCUCAUGGAUGGUACCCAACUCUACACCUCCCGUGAGCUUGACACUCCUCCAACUUUAAUCCUGGGCUCCUCGAAAACAAUUGAAGGGUUGAGUCAAGGCUUGCUUGACAUGUGUAUCGGAGAGAAACGGAUUUUGACAGUACCGCCGCAUCUUGGUCAUGGAGAGAAGGGAGCUGGAGAUGUACCAGGCAGUGCAGUGCUGAUGUUUGAUGUUGAACUGCUCGACAUGAAGCCAGGGGUCCCAGAGGGUUAUCUGUUUGUUUGGACUGAUAAACCUCCAGCCAAACUCCACGAGGAGCUUGAUAGCAACCAGGACGGAGAGAUCUUACUUGAAGAGUUUACUCGUUAUAUCAUGGCACAGGUUGAUCAAGGCACAGGUCGUCUCUCACCAAUCGACGAUCCUGACAAACUAAUCAAUGACAUGUUUAAAAAUCAAGACCGCAACCAGGAUGGGAAGAUCACUCCAGAUGAGCUCAAACUGAAGACUGAUGAGGACAAUGAACAGAUUGUGAAAGAUGAGCUCUGAAUAUCUUACAUAUUAAAAAAAUUUCCAAAAUUUCCCAAAGCAAGCACCCUGUAAAUAUAACAUUGGAAGAAAAGGUUUUCAAUUCUCUAUUCUGUUUACUAGUUUAGUUUAAUGGCCCCAUUUGCAUUUUUUUCCUUGUCGCUCCUUUCUGUUGCUUGUUUUGACUUUCUCCUUGUGAGGUUGUCCCCUCCGCAUAGUUGCUCAGGAUCAAUGAUGCUAGGAUUGAUUGUCCUGCUUUCUAGGUGAGGUCUGGGGACACUAAUCAAUGAUUACACCUGCAUUAAUAACACUGCGUUGUGUGGGUGUGCACCUGUGUGUCAAGUACUUAGAAAUAAGUUCAAGGGGAAAAUUGCCAAAAACUGACCCUGCAGCUCUCUGUAAAUCUCAAAUUCUCAAUGGAAAGGUCCAACAAACAUCCACAACAAACUGUAGAAAGAGUUCUUAAUACUGUGUUUGGAAACAGUGAUUUUGAGAAAGUUACUCUUUCCAAUCCCCCCAUCCCAUCAGCUGUGACUCCCUAAAGUUUUCACAGCGGUAAUCACAAAACUGCUCAAAUUCAGGGAAUGAGCCACACAUGGGGGUGCCUUUAAUGCUUUGGGAGAACUGUCUCUCUAUUCAGGACACACAGGGUCUUGGUUGAGGGCUCUUGUUCCCUCAAUCCUGUCCUGACUGAGUUCAGUGCCUUUCACUGGCUGUGUCUGUUGUAUGGAGAUAGUUGCUUGAGGCUACGCCUGGACUUAUACCCGUUCUUGACUUCAGUUGUUAUUAAGUUCCAGGUCUCCUGUUCAGGAUAUUUCUCAUCCUUUUUUUAAAUAUGCAUUGAGUGGAUUUUGUGAAGAGUGUUUGUGGAGUGAAGCUGUGGUCCCUGAUCUCCAAUGGAUGCCUUGAUAUUUGAUGCUGUAAGGAAGUGGAGAAUUUCCACACCAUUUGGAAAAGGAUAACUAAAUGGAUUUCUUGUAUAAAAUCUUA
Molecule: messenger RNA, 3261 nt
Organism: Rhincodon typus (whale shark)
Lineage: Eukaryota; Metazoa; Chordata; Chondrichthyes; Orectolobiformes; Rhincodontidae
Product: peptidyl-prolyl cis-trans isomerase FKBP10-like
Exons: 10
Coding region: 634-2292 (552 amino acids)
Molecular function (GO): calcium ion binding; peptidyl-prolyl cis-trans isomerase activity
Source: RefSeq, a predicted model, not a curated record